Messenger RNA from Dermacentor silvarum, 8081 nucleotides. Its product is annotated as tyrosine-protein phosphatase Lar-like. NCBI's taxonomy places the organism in Eukaryota, Metazoa, Arthropoda, Arachnida, Ixodida, Ixodidae. The transcript is spliced from 29 exons. Gene Ontology annotation, biological process: protein dephosphorylation. Gene Ontology annotation, molecular function: protein binding; protein tyrosine phosphatase activity. The record is from RefSeq and is a predicted model, not a curated record. Bases 584 to 5920 code for a protein of 1778 amino acids.
CCGUUUGCUAAGAGCGGCAACGCGAGAUGUUGGAACAACGCCGAGCGCGUCGUUUUGUUCUUUGCAAACUGAGUACAGUGUAGUAGUGAUCGCAGAGUCAAGGUGGCGCUUCGAUCUUCAGCGAUAUUCGCCUGCUACACUCACUGCCGUCAGUCCUCUGUUGCAGACGACACGACAAGCUUUUUCCUCCCUGACCCUCCUCCCUCUUCAGGCCUAGCGCGCAACGCCGUGGAGCAACGAAGGGCGGCAUUCUGCGGAGGGAGCUGAUACGCCAAACAGAAGGGGGAUGGAGAGAAAAAACAAAUGAGAUAAAAAAAGCAGAACGAGAUACGCUUAUCGGAAGGCGGCAAACGGUUCCAAAGGUCCGUCGUCGUGCAAAACGAUCUCCCCAGCGCCGCAUUGUGGUUUGCGGAUUUUUGCUGUCGCAGCAGCCGUGCGUAGCAGGCAACACCGAACAGGCACCGGCGUUCGACGACGUCUGCUGCCCGAGAGGACGUAAUGCUCUCGGAUUUCAGGAUCCCAGCAGCUGUGCGCGUCACCGCAAAAUGACGUCCGCGUUCCCUGCUCUCCGGUGUUUUUGCUCAUGAUGGGGCGUAUUCCAACGCGCAGGAGGACGUUGCCCGUCGCGUCGGCGGCAUGGACGGGAUUGUAUGCGUUUCUCUGGUGUUCUGCGCUAGCGGUUGCGCAGUCGCCUGACACGUGCCCCGAGCUUCCAGAGCUCAAUAUUACAAGGAAUGGAUCCAAUAUAAUCCUACAAAGAGCAAGGCCCCCACCCUCUAGUCAAGUAAACGAGAGUAGCUGUAUCUGCUAUCCAGUCAUCGACGCUGAACAAGACUUUAAUGUCACAUGCGAAAGCGCCACAAUUGGGAAUGUUACCUGCGAUACCAUACCACUCGAUCAAGACGAAAAAAUUGAGAUUGAGAUCAACGAUGGAAUUUCUUCUAGCCAGGCGUCCGUAUGCCAUAUUUCCAACUGCGGAAAGAAGAAUUGCAGCCUUUUCGACGCCACCAAAGAUAUUGCAUCUGUCAGUGACCUGAACAUCACGUUGGUCAAUCUCUCCAUGGCUUUCGUAUCCUGGAGCGUUCAUCAACAAUACGGGCUAGGAGUAAGCCAAUUUCGCGUAACAUGGUGCACACAAGAAAUCAACUGCUCAUCAGAUGCGACUUGCUUAGAGGAAGAAUUCCUAACUUCAGAUCGCAACGUGACGGAUACGAGUACAGUCAUAGAGGAUUUGAGCCCAGCUACAAGCCUGAGGCUGCGAGUGACGCCUCUUGGUCUUCAAGGGAACUCUUCUUUUGGGUGUAUCGAAAUACCCCCUGAAGAACCUGAACGCAUCAAAACCAUAACAGCUUCUCUACACGGAUUGGAUGGUCUUCAAGUGCAGUGGACGCGGCAGGAAUCUUUCAACGCCUCAUACGAUCACUACGAGGUCCGCUACUGCGUGAUCAACGAAGAUACGCUUUGUCCAAAAGAAAAGGAACGUUACCUCAAUGAAUGCAGCAAUGCCACAUCAGAAAUCGAAAUGAAUCAGAGCAGGUACAACAUACCUAGUUUAGAGCCAAAUAGUGUGGUGAUAGUUGGAGUGGCUUCAACAAGACGCUAUCCAAUCGGAAUAGUGGCAAAAUCGAAAGAGACAGUAAACUGCUUCAAGUCGCCUGCUCCUGGAAUUAUCACAGGUUUUAGUGCCAAAGACAUCACCAGCAGAAAUGCUACUGUGCUGUGGACGUUCCAGCAAGAUGGUUACAAGGAACUGCGUCCCACUUCGUUCAACGUGACGUGGUGUGUCGCGACUAAGCAUCAGUGUCCUUCGAAUGCCUCAGCGAGCCUCGUGUGCACAGAAGACACUCAACAAACCAUGCGGACAAACGCACCCAAGCUGAACAUGAGUAGUUUGCCUGCAUGGAGUGCGCUAUUAGUGACAGUGGAAGCUUUGUACACGAACGGAAGCGAGGAGGUCUCUCUUGGGGAACCAGCUGCUUACUGCUUCCAGACGAUAGCAGAAGCUCCCGGAAAGCCAAGGGACCUGCGCAUUACUGCUCUAGAAGCGACGAGCGCUGCUUUCGAGUGGCGGGAACCGGAAGUGAAAAACGGUCCAUUGGACGGUUACAUCCUCAGUGUGUGUAGCGUGAAUGACACAGUGGAAUACAACUGCACGGAAGCUACAAGUCUACAGGUGAUGAUCAACGAUUCCUUCACGUCGGCGUACACAUUGAGCGGCCUCGAUCCGUGGACUAGGUACACGGUUACUUUGAUGGCAUUCAACAGAGAUGCUGAUGGCUCCGAGAUGGUCAGCGACGCGUCCACCGAAGUGUUCCAUACGGAGGCAGUGGCACCGGGCAGCGUAACCAGGCUCUCCGUCGUGGACGUCACGAAUCGCAGUAUCUCGUUGAACUGGAGCAAGCCUGAGUUUAGAGGUGGCAAUGUAGACCACUAUGAGAUCACACACUGCACCGUGGACAGCUGUGAAGCUGCCGCCAAAGUGUCUAGAGGACUGGAUUCAGAGUCGAGCGGCUGCCAGACUUUGCGAGAAACGACGGAGGCAACGCACCUCACCAACUUGCAGCCCUGGAAGUUUAUCGCUAUUCGUGUGGCCGCCGUGAACAUCAUGAAGAAUGGCAGCCAGCUUAUCGGGGAGGCGGCCACCCUUUGUGAGAGGACAAAAAGAGGAGUGCCCGGAAGACCAGAAGACAUGAGCACAACAGCCAACACAGACUCAAUCGAGAUCCGUUGGGAACGUCCACUUGUGCCCAAUGGAGAUGUAUCCCAGUACAAAGUCGACGUCUGCAGCCAAGAUGAGCAUAAUGAAACUAAGUGCGAAACCCGCACAGUUCUUGGACGCGAAACUCACACUCUCAUCAAACACCUGCUACCAUGGACUAUCUACUCAGUAUCAGUGGCUGCACAGAACAUUGAAGACACCACUGUGUUGGAAAGCGAAUCAGUGAGGACAACUGUGAGAACGCCUCCUGCGGCCCCCAGCAUGCCACGGAACUUGAAAACGACAGAACUACAUCACUCUAUCAGCAUCGCCUGGGAUGAGCCUGAAUUUAAACGGGGACCACUACAUGGAUAUAACAUAUCCUGGAUCAUAGAAGACUGGCUUGGCCGAAUAACGUCAGAGGGAUCGAUGGCUACAAAUAACACUGAAGCCCAGCUUUCAACAUGGAAACCAUACUCCAAUUACACAUUGUCUGUGAGAGCAUUUCAUCAGAUUGAAGAUGGCAAACCUCUCUACGGUGACGCGGCGCUGACGGCUUUCAAAACGGCUGUGGACGCUCCUGAUAAAGCAAAGCUUAACACGGUGAUAGGAUCACGAUCAGCUGCCAUUUAUUUGAGUGUGUACGGUUCUCCAAACGGACCCUUGGAUGGUUUUGUCUGGUGGAACUGCAUCAGAAGGAAGGACAGCAUGGCCCACCAUGAAAAUAAUGGCCAAGAAUUGUGCACCAGGGAAUCAAACACAACACAGCGGCUCCUGCUUCUGGAGAGUCUCAAGCCGUGGACAUGGUACACGUUCGCGGCAAGAGCCUACAACUUGGACAAAACAGGGUCAACUUUAGAGGGAAACGAGACAUGGACUCACUACAAGACGAACCCGGAUGCACCUUCGUUUCCCGGCAACUUUUCCGUGGCUCGUUGCGAGUCCAGACGCCUCUACGUCAACUGGUCUGAACCCGUCGAGAAAAACGGGGAACUCGAGGGCUACGUCCUCUCCUGGAACCUUAGUGUUGAUGGCCGUGAGGUGAACCACACGGAUAUCGGCUCGCGAAGCACGGUGAUACCAUGGCUGGAGCCGUUCACUGAGUAUGCGCUGGAACUGCGCGCCUACAAUGUGUUUCACUCGAAGCGCUUAGAGGGUCCUCCAGUUCGAAUCCUUGCUCGAACACUGCCAGAAGCACCCGGUCCUGUUGUGGGUCUAGACGCGAAGGCCUUCAAGAAUAACACCGUGCACCUCACCUGGCGUCCUCCGAUUCAGCAAAGAGGAGAGCUCCGCAGCUACGUGGUCGCCUACAACGCCACUAAGCCAGGCAAGCCAGCGAUAACGAAUGUCCCUAGCGACUUCCUGAUGGCCUCAAGUGCGUGCCAUGGAGCACCUGCUGUGUGCACCUUUGAGGUGAAGGAACUGCCAGCUGAAUACAUCUACACCUUCGACGUGCGUGGAAUCAACGUUAAUGUCACCGCUUGGGGAGAUGCACUUGAAUCGCCGGUUCGGGUGGAGGUUCCCGCUGGAGAUCCUCCGCCUCCGAAAAACAUGUCAAUGCUGGCCGGCGACGGCCCCUCCGCGCCCGAGCCGGACACUCAGAAGAUGUUCCUGAUUACCAGCGACAUGUUUGACGACAGGAACGGCGAGAUCAGACGGUACGCCGUGGUCGUUGGGUCCGCCGAGCUUAUUCGCAAAGAUGUUGAAAAUGGUACUACGUGGAAGGACCUCGCACGGAACCACCCUAUUCCUCCACACGUGGUUACACCACCAGACUGGAACCCCUUCACCAAGGCCAAAGACGACGAUGACCCGCUGAACUGCGAGCCACUGCGAGGCCGAGAACGAACUCUCAUGUGCACCAUCGGCUAUGAAAGUUGUGACGAUGACCGGGAGACCCCCUGCAAUGGGCCUUUGAGAGGUGGAACAGAAUACGCGAUGUACGUCAUCGGGUACACAAAAGGUGGGAGGCGUGCCAGUACUCCUGAGGUGUUCGUUACAGCGCUUCCAGAGGAGCCCAGUUCCGCAGGAGCAAUCGCAGGUGGUAUACUGACCGCCAUCAUAAUAAUGGCUGCCAUCCUUGUGGUGCUUGUGAUUCACAGGAGGCGGCUGGCGCGGCAGAAGCAAGCGAGCUCGAAGAGACCGUCUGCCGAAGCCAGCAACAUGAAUAAUUCCCUCGUGCAUUUGGUACAGAUGUCCGAUGUAAAUGGGUCGACAACAAAGCCCAGCCCUCCGAUGGUGCAGGACGAACAGAUAGAAAUGCAACACCACGUCAUCAAAGACAUCAACAAACCCAUACCUAAGGCAGAGUUCCGGGACCACCUUGCGAUGAUGAUGAAGGAUUCAGCCUACAGGUUCGCCGACGAGUACGAGAGACUGGUUGAACUCAGUGCGCAGUAUCCUUCUGACGUCGCGAGACAUCCCGCAAACAGCAAGAAAAACCGGUUCACCAAUAUCCAUCCGUUCGACAAGUCCAGGGUGCCUUUAUCCGUUGUAGGGGACGAUGAACAGUCAUCCUAUAUCAACGCAAGUUUUGUAAAGGGUUGCAACGCGGAUCGAGAGUACAUUGCCGCCCAGGGACCCAAUGCGCUGACCGUCAAUGACUUUUGGCGAAUGAUAUGGGAGCACGACGUUAAAAUCAUCAUCAUGCUCACACAGUUCGUCGAAGGGAACAAGAAAAAGUGUGAAAAGUACUGGCCCGACGACAACAAAGAGCACUCCUACGGAAGCGUGCAAGUGCGCAAGGACUCGGCUGCGGAGCGAGAAGACUUCAUUCUGACUGAAUUCAGAAUAAAAUCUGACGAUUCCAGCAAGUGGCGUAGCCUGCGCCACGUGUUCUUCACUGCGUGGAAGGACCAUGGCACCCCGGAGAAGCCAGAUACGCUUAUACAGUUCGUGCGCACCUGCCAAGAAAUGUUCAGACCCAGAGGGGGUUCACAGCCACCAAUCCUCGUGCAUUGCAGUGCGGGAGUUGGAAGAACCGGCACCUUCAUCGCCCUUGACAUGUGCUUGCAAAAACUCGAAGUCGACGAUGAAAUCGACAUUUUCCACCUUGUCUUGGACUUGCGCGAAUGCAGACGGUGCAUGGUACAGAAUGAGAAACAGUACACUUACCUUUACCACUGCGUUGCUGCUGUCAUCGAUGAAAUGUGUGGAUAUACAGUACAAAAUGAACCUAUAUACGAGAACGUCGCUGCCCUGAUGUCCGGGUCUACCUGCUAAAAACGCCUACAGAGUUCAGCCUCUUCCGCUUCUCGUGAUAACUGUGGCUGUGUAAAUUUAGGAAGAAAUGCUCAAUUUUUUUAAUUCUCUUGAAGUGCUAUUCUCUUGGUUUGUGGAGAUGUCUCGGGGAAAUAGGGUAUUAGAAAUUUUAGCUUGUACCAAUAGAACGUCUAAUGUUGCGCGUAAUUUUCAUGGUCCGAAGCAAGGAACGAAGCUACAGACACUGCGCAAACUGUCAACAAUAAUAUUGAGCAACCACUGUGACCUUUGUAUACAUUGCGACAGUUCUUGACAGUUCACGCUCUGUGUGUAUUUUUGUUUCUUACUUCUGUCUGUGUUUCUUGCUACACGUUCUAAUGACACACCAACAGGCCCACGUAGCAAACUUAGUUAUCUUGUACCCUUCCACAAAUCGGUAAAUAUCUGUUACACAUUACUUUCUUUAAAUAAAGACAACACGCACGCACUAACGCGGUUUACACAAGCACACUUUUAAUUUAGAAGCUUUCUCGGCAAUAGAAUAUGAAACUAUAGUUCUCAAAAUUAAUUUAACACAUGGGCAACAGUGCCCUGUUCAUCAUGGCGACUACGAUGCCUUGAAACUGUAUAUGCGAAUUUCAGUCAUUGUGCAAUGAUAAAUUGUAAAUGUUUUAGAAUUUCGUUUCCCUUAUCCUCACAAUCUAUGUAAUCUUUCGUUCUUAAUGUGCUGUCCGAUAGACUAGGAGACAUGCUGUCGAAAUUCGUGCCUUGAGAGUGAGCGGGUGCAUAAAUGUCAGCCUAGCAUCGUCACCGAUAGAACUUUUUACAGCCAUUCUAAGAGCAUCAAAUCCUGUUCUCUGUUAACAGUUUUUUUUGUUUGCAAAUGGUGGAUCUACAAUAUAGCCUAAACUAAUAUUUAUCUUGAAUAUCACUUGCUAACUGACCAAGCUGUGAGACCAGGUGCAAGACUUGUUGAAUCCAAACAUUUCGCCUUCCUUGUGAUGAAAGCGUGUGUAGAGUGAGUUGACUGGAAAUCAGGUCGCUUCUAACGCUGGCUGCAUGCGAUAUCAUAUCACAAGGCUUGCCUAGCCUGAUGCUGCAACACUUUGUCGAGCUUGUCUCAGUGCAUCAUAAGUUCCACAGAGCUGUGCAAAAUGUUCGUAUGCUUUCUAAGAAAUGAAAGUUCUUGAAAGUACAGCCAGUGCUGAAUCCUAUUUUUUUUCUUGUUAAACACUACUUUAUGACAAGUCAAUGCAUCAUUUUACUUACAGGGCAUUCCUACCAUUCUGACACAAAGAUUUCUUUGCAAAAAGCUGAUAUAUUAUGUACUAUUUCAAGUAUUAUAUAUGCCUCAAAAGGAUGUAAAAGGCCAUUAAGAAUGUCAAUGCUCGGAGGUACGUAGAAACAAUUACUUAGUAAAUGAGCCCUUAUACGCACAACUUCAGGGUAAAGUAAAAAUACUACAAACAGAAACAAUAAUGUCAGAGGUUUCACCCAACAUAGAGAGUUAAUUCCUUUCAAAACCGCUGCACAGGUUAUAAUGAAUUCACUGCAAUUCACGUUUAUUCAGAAAGAAAACAGCCUUUGAAGAGAUAAGGACUAAAGCUAAAUCAGCUUGACUAGGCCCAAGAACCCACACUAAUUACGCUUUCGUACAUAACGAUGAUCUUUGUUGGUUCGAUGAAAGUAAUGUGUAGAAAGAAUCAUAUGGACUAAAAAAUGUUGUUUACAAGCACACGGGUGCGAAGACCAACAAUAGGGCUGGAGAACGGCUGUCUGCAAUAUCAUCCGGAAUAGUCGCAUGAUCUGGUAAAAAAUGUUUAACAUUAUACAUCUUUAUCCUAACGGCGUAUUCUAGUACCAUGUAGAGAAUUCUUUGCACUUAUUUCCUUGGCCAUAAGGAGAGAAUGACGAGUUUGCUUUAUUUACAUUCCCGCAAUUUUUAGUCACUGCAAUAUCUGUAAAUAAAGUGUGAAUUUCAUUGUUUUGAGUGAAGAGUGUUUGUAAUUUAGCCAAUACAAAGUGUAUGUUCUACUUGAGUGUGAUCCUUUUCGUUACAUGAAGCACACAUAUAUUUUUGUUUCAGGAUAUUUCAUGAGUAAAAAGCGCAUUCCAUUCAGUAUCUUAUAUAUUGUGUUUAUAGUAAAUAUGUUUCGUUGGAAUAAAUACAAAGAAACAUUAC